Lolium rigidum is the source of this 1776-nucleotide messenger RNA. Its product is annotated as WPP domain-associated protein-like. The record is from RefSeq and is a predicted model, not a curated record. The coding region runs from base 142 to 1776 and encodes 544 amino acids. NCBI's taxonomy places the organism in Eukaryota, Viridiplantae, Streptophyta, Magnoliopsida, Poales, Poaceae. The transcript has 4 exons.
GCGCGCCCUCUUUUGGUUUUUCGUUUUCGUUUCCCGCCCCUGAAGAAGCCAAGGGGAAAGAAAAUUGAUACACGGAGCGAGUCUCCGGGAGGCGGCUCCGUCCGUUGGCUUCUUUCCUGCUCUUGCCGCCGGGGACAACACAUGGCGGCGGCGGCGGCGGCGGCAGAACCCCAGCUGGAGCACGAGCUGCAGCAAGAGCUCUCCGGCAUCAUGAUCCAGGGCUACAUCAGCAACCUACACCGCCAGUUCGAGACGAAGCUCUGCGACAACCGAAACCACAUCAUCACGCUGAGCAAGAACUGGAAGGACAACGUUUCCGAGAUCGCCACGCUGCGAGACGAACUCACCAACAUUGUGGCAGCAGCUUCGGACCCCAGCGUGAAAGAUGACGGCGAGCCUCCUGUCGUGGCACAGACGAACGAGGCCGUGCACUACAUCCCGGACUUCUCGCUCCUGAAGCACAUGGGCGGCGAUGAGAUCAACGGUUUUCUCAAGUCGGAGUGGCUGAAGCUGCGAAGGGAGCAUGAGUCCGAAAUGCAGAAGAAGACCGAGGAGCUGUUCAGGCUCAAGAGGGCGAAAGAUGGAGCUGCCCUGCCUCUAAGGAAAGAGAGGGAGCUUGAGUCCAUUAAAUCCAAGUUGCUUCAGACUAUCUCGAAAAUGGAUGGCAUUGUAUCCAGGAAAGAGGGACUUAAUAAUUGUUUUGAUUACGAUGAGGAUGGUGAGCUGUGCAGACUAAAGGACAGAAUUGCUUCUCUGCUGGAUGAGAAUGAGCGUCUCCGAGGUUUGCUGGCAGAUAAAAGAAAGGAUGCUAAGGAGCUCUGUUUACAAGUAGCGGGACACUCGCUGUCCGAGUCGAAACUUUCGAAUCAAAUUCAGAAGCUCUGCGGUGAGCUUGACGAUCUAAAGAUCGAGAGCCACUUGAAAGAUCUACUGGAACUGUCCGUGUUAAGAGAAGUAUUUGGUAAUUAUGAAAAACAGAUUGACGAUGGGAACCAGGAGGAGUGCUUGCUCCAAGAGCUGAUCAUGGAAAAAGAAGAGCUGCUACGCGCCAUGUCUAGAGACAGGCAAAAGCUCAAGUAUGAGAACGACCAGCUUGUGUCUAUAGUAGGAUCAACGCUGGUUCAGCACCACGAGGAAUUCGACUUGGUCAACGACGAGCUUAUGAUGUACAGGGAGAAAGUUUGCGAACAGGAGCUACUUAUCUUGGAGUUCAGAAGCGAGUCGAGUUCAAUGAAGAGCUGUUUGUGUGAGGCUCUGCAGCAGAUCAAUGUCUGCAAGGAAGAGAUAUGUGGGCUGACUGAGAGCUUGAAUUCCAUGUCUGUUGCUUUGGAGGAAGCAAAAGAACAGAAUGCCUCACUUGAUGCUACUAUCCGGGAAAUGAAGAGAACAUCGGCGUCGUGCGUCGACGGUCAUGAAGGACACCUAGAAUUUGACCUUCUUAGCAUGGAGAAGUUGUCUAAAGCGUACAGUGAUUUUGAAAGCAGAAUAGCACAAAGUAUGAAGCAAAGUGAAAUUAGGUUGACUAGUAUAAUGUGUCAGUUCAACCCACUGGUGCAGCAAGUUUCUGUAUUAAAGAAGAAGGAAUUCUGGUAUAAACAAAUACUUGAGAUUAAAUGCUCGAAUCUCAGGAAAGCAGAAGCAGAGGUUGAUAUACUUGGCGAUGAGGUCGACACCCUUUUAAGUGUUCUUGGUAAAAUCUAUAUAGCACUUGACCAUUAUUCUCCUGUUCUGAAGCACUAUCCUGGGGUAAGAGAGUUACUCCAUAAAUUUCCAUGA